CGUGCUGUUAUGUGUUGUUCUAGGCAGCGGAGUAUAAUGUGUUCGAGGGCAUGGAGCUGAGAGGUGCGCCCCUGCUGGUCGUCUGCCAGGGGAAGAUUGUUCUGGAGGACGGGAACCUGCACGCGACCUCCGGCACCGGACGCUUUAUUCCCUGCACCCCGUUUCCGGACUUCGCUUACAAACGUGUCAAAGCCAGGAAACAGAUGGCCAUGCUGAAGGCGGUCCCCAGGGGCAUGUAUGACGGCCCCGUGUCUGAGUUUACAGCCCUGUCGAGGGGAGGAACACCGUCCGCCUCCACCCGCUCCUCACCCACCAAAGCCCCCCUGAGGAACCUCCAUCAGUCCGGCUUCACGCUAUCCGGUCCUGAAGAAGCCCCCAUCAGACCAGCGGGACGACGCAUCGUUGUGCCCCCUGGUGGCCGCUCCAACAUCACCUCUCUUAGUUAGAUAUAAGGAGCAUGUAAGAGGGAGCGCCAGGAUAAAAUCAACCAUGUAGAAGUAAGGUGAUUAGUCAGGGUAAGAAACGUAAAACACUGAACUCAUGCCUUACCCUUCAUGAUUUACUCCUGCUGAGCGACUGAACAUCAGUAGUCCACCUCUGAAGAAAGCAAAGCCCGUUCAAAAACCAGGGCAUUUAGUGUAGCGUUCUGUUCGUUUAGAUGUGUUUGGAUAAACUGACCUAGAAGACAUUAGAAUUACAGUGAAACCCACUUUGUUUGCAAUGUUUAAAAAAGGAAGUAGAAUUAAAACUCGUUAGCAUUUCCGGCAGGCGUUUGCGUUCAGUAGAGGAAGGACUACUGUCAUGUAUUUCAUAGGGCUUUAUCUGUAUUCCCUCGUAAGCUUUUUCUUUGCGCGUAUAUAUCGGCUGUGAUUAUGCUAGUUAAUGUUACUUUGUAAAUGAAGUGUCGAGUUUGCAUUUUUUUUUUAAGGAUUAUAACGUUGAAUGAAUGUUAAGGAAAAACAUGCAAUGAUAUACUACAAAACAUUUGCACCACACCAGUGCACAUACUGUACUGCUUUUGUUACCCGUCAUAUGAACUUUGAAUCUCAGUAAAGGAAAAGAAAGGUUAACUAGACUUCAUGUCAAAUGAGUGAUGGAAAGAUAUUCAGCUUUUGCAUUUCAGUUUCGUUGAAUAUUCAGGCGACUACAAUUACAGCUCAAAUGUCAAUUGAAAAAUGAUUAACAGGUGCUACAAUGUCUUUUCUUAAAUCACAGAAGUAUUGGAGUAAGUUUUUAAAAUCUACAUCUUUGGUAGAGGUCUAGUUGAGGAAUGAGUUACAUGUCCUACAUAACAAGUGAUGUGGAAUAUGUUGUUUAUUAUAUUUAUGUAGGUUUGAUUGUAUUCCCCCCCCCCCCCGUUUUUUUUUAACAGCUGGGUCAAAAAUGAAGGAGAAAAAAGCAGGUCAAAGUGAAUGUGUGAUGUGCAAAAUUUGUUCCUCAAUAAACAGAAGUUACAACUGAC
Molecule: messenger RNA, 1462 nt
Organism: Pimephales promelas (fathead minnow)
Lineage: Eukaryota; Metazoa; Chordata; Actinopteri; Cypriniformes; Leuciscidae
Source: RefSeq, a predicted model, not a curated record